Exophiala xenobiotica is the source of this 513-nucleotide messenger RNA. Its product is annotated as ribosomal protein S18. Gene Ontology annotation, biological process: mitochondrial translation. The record is from RefSeq and is a predicted model, not a curated record. Lineage: Eukaryota; Fungi; Ascomycota; Eurotiomycetes; Chaetothyriales; Herpotrichiellaceae. Gene Ontology annotation, molecular function: small ribosomal subunit rRNA binding; structural constituent of ribosome. Bases 1 to 513 code for a protein of 170 amino acids. The transcript is spliced from 3 exons. Gene Ontology annotation, cellular component: mitochondrial small ribosomal subunit; ribosome.
AUGUCUAUCCGGCUGACCUCCAACUGCGGCCUGCAGCUGAGCCGCGCAAACACCCACUCACUGCGUUCUUCCUUUGCCCAGACAUUCCCGAGAACCGCGUCGAAUACCUCAAAGCAGCCGGCCUGGAAACGAGAGGAACAGGAAGAGCAGGAAAACCAUGCAUUAGCAAGACAACUGCCGCGCUUCUGGAAGGUUGGUGAUGUCUAUGCGCCUCAUGACUUGAGUGGUGCCGAAGCUCGAAAAUGGAGACAACGAACCCGGCCGACGACUGAUGCUUUCGAUGCUUUAUCUGUCAACCCUCUCACUUUGUACAAGAACUUCUCUAUAAUGUCUGAAUAUAUGACCGAGAUGGGUCGCAUUCGACACUCCAACUCGACCGGCUUACGACCCGUCAACCAAAGAAAAAUCGCGAAGGCCAUACGAAGGGCGAUAUCACUCGGCUUGAUGCCUGCUGUACACAGACAUCCUCAGAUCCUGAAGGCUCAGAUGGAAAAAAGAAGAGGGGGAUACUGA